ACGUGAGUUUCAAGGCGCUCCAGAACCUUAGCAUUAAUCGAGAUGAGCCGCCAGUCCCAAAAUGCGGUGCUUCAAAAUCAGAAAGCCGGAUCGAAAGAAUUCCGGGCGAGUGCGAAGGGCACGCUCCUCCCAGGCGCCAGGUCACCCUCUCGGAAUUUACACGCCGGAAGGCCUGCCACGUCAUGCUCAUUGCAGUAAUACGGGCCCCGAAUCACGCCGUCCUGCGAACUGUUGGGAUAAAGUUACUGCGCUCGAGAAUCCGGCGAGCGGCCACACAGAUCGCAGAUUUGGUCGGAUUCGGCCCAAAUCUGCAUUGGCAUGUGGCGCCCUCGCUCCCGCCUCCGCUCUCCAGCCUCCGCCUGCGCCUCUGCCUCUUCUCCUUCGAGGCCUUCGAUUUCCCCGCACCCGCAUGUCGAUUCACUGACCAUCAGACCGACCGAUCGACUGCAAUUGGCCGCGGGUCGCUGCUUCGUCGGAGAAUCGUCGAGGCGUGGAGGGGAGGGCAGUGAUGAUCUUGUCAUGGGCUGGGCAGAAUGUGCGGAGUGUGUCCGGGGCCUGCCCUCGGAGUCCGUCGUGGCAGGAGUUGGAGAUUGUCGCCAAGGCUGUGAGCCUUCGUCAUGAUGAUGAUGAUGGUGGUGGUGGUGGUGCACAGAAAUUCAGGCGGCGCAAUGUCGCGCCUCCGGCUUGUUCUCGGUGGUCUCUGUCUUUGGAUCAGGUGCCGGCGUCUGCGUCGGUGCGAAGAGCGGCCACGGAGCAUCUCGAGAGCUUGCAGGUCGUUGUCGAAGGCACCCCUGUUUCCAUUUCUCCCCCUUCCUCCUCGUCCUCUUCUUCUUCUUCCUUUUCUCGCGUUUGGAGAGCUGAUCAGGACCAGGGAGCCGAAGAAUCAGCAGCCGAGGAUCAGAGUGGUAGAAGAAAUGGGUCGACGAAGGCGGAGGCAGGGAUUUCAGGGAGGAGUGCUUUGUCUGGGGCAGAGAGGAAAGGCGAGGCUAAGAGUAGGGCCGGAGGAGCAUCUUCGGGUGAUAGAAAGUCUGCGACCGCUCCGAAACUUAAACCCUUUCCAAUUGCCAGUAAAGCUGCGAAGUCAAUACGGAGGAAGAAGAAAUCUGAUAAGAAUGAGGAAUUGGUGAACAAAGCAGUGGUUGACUUUCUGGCGAAUUCUGGUGAUGAAGCUGCUUUGGCUUUGACCCGCACUGCCGAGACUUUUGGGAAUCAGAGCUCUCUCUGGGAUCAGAUGAUGAAGCAGUUGGAGCACAGAGGUGCGAGAGGAAAAGCCUUGCAAGUGUUCCGCUUCUUGCAGGGCCAUAGUACCUGUGUGUUGUCCGAGCACAAUCACUUGACUAUCAUAGGAAUCCUCGGAAGAGAUGGGAAAAUGGCCCUUGCUAGGGAAAUAUUCGACGGUAUGAAGGGAGCUGAAAUUGCCCCGAGUGUACUCUCUUACACAGCCUUAAUUUGUGGGUAUGCAAAGCAAGGUUUGGUCAAGAAGGCUCUGGAAGUAUUCAGUCUGAUGCAGUCAGAAGGGUGUAGUCCCAACAUUAUCACAUACAACACAAUCAUUCAUGCCUGUGCGAAGAGUGAAGUUGGCUUGGAAAAAGUUGCUGGGCUCUUUGAGGAACUGCAGAUGAAAGGAUUGAAGCCUGAUGAUAUUACUUACAACUCUAUGAUCAAUGCCUAUAUUAGUGGAAAUCUCUUGGAGAAGGCGAGUCAAGUUCUAGAAGCCAUGCGAAAAGACAAGUACGUACCCAACGUUGUAACAUACACCAGUCUUGUAAAUGCCUACGGCAAAGCCGGUCAGCUGGAGAUAGCUGUGGAACUGUUUGAAGACAUGAAAAAGAAUGGCUGUGCACCAAACACAUGGACCUACAACGCCUUACUGAAAGCUUACGGAAAUGAAGGCCUGUAUGAAAAAGCUUCGGUUCUUUACAAGGAGAUGGGGUGUGCUGGUUGUGUACCUACACUUUACACCUUCAAUACGGUCCUUGAUUUAUAUGGAAGGGGAGAGCUGUUUGUGGAGGCGGAGAAUGUGCUUGUUGAUAUCCAAAAGACCGGCCUAAGUCCUGAUCGGGUCACGUACAACACGCUGAUUUACUCAUACAGCAAGGCUGGCCAUAUUGGGAAGGCAUUGGAGGUUUUGGGGAAAAUGACCAAUGAUGGUUGUAGACCUGACCUUUGGACAUACAAUAUUCUGCUCGAUGCGACAGCGAAGCAUGGUUCAACAGAAGAGGUCAUACAGUUGUACAACGAUCUGAAGGAGGCCGGGCACAAACCAAACGUCGUGAGCUACGGCACCUUGAUCAAUAUGUACGGUCGAGCAGGCCAGUACAUGGAAGCAGAAGAGGUUUGGGUGGAAAUGUGCAAAGCUGGUUGUACGCCAAAUGUCUUCGUGUUCUCCGCAUUGAUCAACAGCUAUGCCCAACACGGUCUGUACGAGGAAGCGCAAACGGUUUUCAAUGACAUGCUGAAGGCCGGGGUGAGGCCUGACGUUAGGAGCUACACUGUACUGAUGGAUGCUUACGGUCGAGCAGGGCUCUGUAAUCACAUGCAGAGAAUAUUGGCGGAGAUGGAGGGCAGUGGUUUUGUGCCUGACUCUGUCACUUAUUUUGUCCUCGUGCGGGCGUUCACUAACGCAGAAAGAUGGAACGAUGGACUUCAGUACUACAGACUCAUGUGCCAGCAAACAAAUCUGGGCGCGGAAAUCUCUCAGGAUCUUAUAUCCGAGUAUCAGACCGAGUAUGAAUUUCUCCUACAGUUGAACAAGGAAGGUGUGAAGGGUUGAGGACAUGAUUCAGAAGCUACGCUUGGAUGUCACCAAGAAUUUGCUGAUUCCUCAGCCGAAAUCAGGGCAAAGAAUGAGCCUCCUACUACACCCGGGGCUGGUGGAUGUCUGCAUUCCUCACACAAUUCAUUUCAGACCCGUGUGACUUUCAUGUCAUAGCUCCAAUUGGGACGACAACAGCUCCUCGCUUGUGCUGCAAGGAGCAACCGGGGGAUCUCUAUAUAAGGUCUCUGGAAGAGCAGACGGGUGGACGCACCACCAACACACAGGAAGAUUUAAUAUGUUGAAUCCGAUGGAAGGUGCGUGGACGCAACAGACCACGUUUCUGACGUCAUGUCGCUGUCGAUCUGACGGCAUCUUGUGUUUUCUGCCCAGCUGAAAGUUCACUUCUGCCAUGAAACAGACUGAUCGUGAAUUGGUACCUUGUCAUGUAGUUACGAGUCGGCUCACGUAGUUUAGUCACUUACUAUCUUUAGAGGUGAAGUUAGGGUUCGGCCAGGAGGAGUAUAGAGUCGGGGAUGGCUCGAAGAACGUUAGUUCUUGGAGUCGAGCCUGGAAGCGUUGGGAGCGUAGAGUGACUUUCCCCUUUGCGUCGACCUGGAUUCUCCGAGUGUGGAGUGGGUUGGGCUUGACUCAUGUUUGUGACGGUGACGGUUUGUUGCCAGUAGGGUAAUUGACCGACGGGAAUUCCAGUGGGGAAUUUCCCGUACGUUUCACUCGAAGAACUUGUGACGAAGAAGUUGUGACAUUUGAGUGUGUAAUCUCUCGCGCCUUAUAUGUGUGUAUGUGUGUGCGUAUGUGUAUGUGAGUAGCAUG
This is a messenger RNA of Marchantia polymorpha subsp. ruderalis, 3589 nucleotides long. The record is from the annotation of a GenBank genome assembly. Lineage: Eukaryota; Viridiplantae; Streptophyta; Marchantiopsida; Marchantiales; Marchantiaceae.